UAGAGGGAAGAAACUCUGGGCGAUUUGUAUUAGCAGUAGCGGUAGGAAUCGACAGUGGAAGGAGGAAGUUCCUCGCAGGAAAAGCCGCCUCUCAUGCCUCAUUUCCUUCAUCUUUUCUUCUCCUUUUGAUUUUCUUUAAUUCAGAGAUUACUCUGUUCUUUCUUUUCUACCAAUCUCCUCUGUAUGAUCCACGGCGUUUUUUGUGCGCUUGGAAAAUGCGGGAGGCACUGGCGUCUGAACAGUCUAAUGAACUUGUUUCUUCUACUCACAAGAAGAAGAAAUCCGAUGAUGAUAAGGUAGAGAAAGAUUCACAUAAAUCGAUGCCGCACUUGCAGAUGGUGGCUGUUCCUCCGGUUGUUGUUGUGAAUCGUAGUCGAUCUCAAGCGAGUUCGAGAAGGGUUACACCCACUACGUUAACGAUUAAUUCUUCCAUAGCCACGGUGGGUAUUGACUCUGUUUCUGGCGAUGGUACUGGAAUUGUUGCGUCGACGGCCGUGGAGAAGCACCUUCCGAAUGGGGAUCUGUACAUUGGGAGUUGCUUGGGGAGCGUGCCGCAUGGAUUGGGUAAGUAUUUAUGGACGGAUGGGUGUAUGUAUGAGGGUGAGUGGAAGAGGGGGAAGGCCUCGGGGAAAGGGAAAUUUUCUUGGCCUUCUGGAGCCACGUAUGAGGGGGAAUUCAAGUCUGGUCGGAUGGAAGGGAUUGGCACUUUUAUCGGAUCUGACGGCGACAUGUAUCGUGGGUCAUGGAGUGCAGAUCGGAAACACGGUUUUGGCCAGAAAUGCUACGCCAAUGGCGAUUUCUAUGACGGAACCUGGAAGCGAAACGUUCAGGACGGAAAUGGCCGGUAUGUAUGGAAGAAUGGUAUUGAGUAUGUAGGUGAGUGGAAGAAUGGGUUGAUGUCCGGCCAAGGGGGUUUUAUUUGGGCCAACGGGAAUCGGUACGAAGGUCAAUGGGAGAACGGAGUUCCGAAAGGGAAUGGGGUUUUUAGUUUGCUUGACGGCAGUAGCCAUACCAGUGAAUGGAACAAUGAAAUGAAAAUCCAGAGCAACGGGGUUGCUGAGAAUGAGAAUCUGACGGUAACACUCAGGAAAAGGUCUUCAGUGGACGCUGCGAGAGGCAGCUCGACGGAGAGGAAUUUUCCGAGGAUUUGUAUUUGGGAAUCGGACGGCGAAGCCGGUGAUAUCACUUGUGAUAUACUCGACAAUGUGGAGGCCUCGAUGUUGUAUCGCGAUGGGUUUAAACAGUUCAGGCGAAAUCCUUUCUGUGUAACGAACGAUGCGAAGAAACCAGGCCAAACGAUUUCAAAGGGGCACAAGAAUUACGAACUCAUACUCAAUCUCCAACAGGGUAUAAGGUACUCUGUUGGGAGGCACGCUUCAAUCCUUCGGGACCUUAGGCCAAGUGAUUUCGAUCCGAAAGAGAAGUUCUGGACGAGAUUUCCACCGGAAGGGUCGAAAGUGACGCCUCCUCAUCAAUCGGUGGAGUUUCGAUGGAAGGAUUACUGCCCCUUGGUGUUUCGGCAUUUGAGGGACCUGUUUCGAGUUAAUCCUGCUGAUUACAUGCUAGCCAUUUGUGGAAAUGGCACCCUUAGAGAGCUCUCUUCUCCAGGAAAGAGUGGAAGUUUCUUCUACUUAACCCAGGAUGAUAGGUUUAUGAUUAAGACGGUGAAGAAAUCCGAAGUUAAGGUUCUCAUUAGGAUGUUGCCAAGUUAUUACGAUCAUGUAUGUCAGUACGAGAAUUCUCUCGUGACGAAAUUCUUCGGCGUGCACUGUGUAAAACCAAUUGGUGGGCAGAAGACGAGGUUUAUUGUGAUGGGCAACUUGUUCUGCUCUGAGUACCGAAUUCAUCGACGUUUUGAUCUAAAGGGAUCCUCCCAUGGUCGAACAACUGAUAAGCCUGCUGAAGAAAUUGAUGAAACGACUACACUUAAGGAUCUUGAUCUUAAUUAUGUGUUCCGCCUUCAGCAAAGUCGGUUCCAGGAAUUUAUCAAGCAAAUUAACCGAGACUGUGAGUUCUUGGAAGCUGAGAGAAUCAUGGAUUACAGUCUUCUGGUUGGUCUUCAUUUUCGGGACAAAAAUCGAUGCGACAAGAUGGGAUUAUCGCCAUUUCUAUUGCGAUCUGGUUAUAAAGAUUCUUAUCAGAAUGAGAAGUUUAUGCGUGGCUGUCGCUUUCUUGAAGCAGAGCUGCAGGACAUGGAUCGAGUUUUAUCUGGCCAGAAACCUUUAAUUAGGUUAGGAGCCAACAUGCCAGCACGAGCAGAGCGAAUGGCAAGAAGAAGCGACUUCGAUCAGUAUAACCCUGGCGGGACGAGCCUCUUGAUCCCAUCAAGGAGUGGCGAAAUCUAUGAAGUUGUCCUAUAUUUUGGGAUCAUUGACAUCCUACAGGACUACGACAUCAGCAAGAAAUUGGAACACGCAUACAAAUCCUUACAAGUCGAUUCCACCUCUAUAUCAGCAGUUGAUCCAAAGCUCUACUCGAAAAGAUUCCGCGAAUUUAUAGGGAGAAUUUUCAUUGAAGACAGGUGAAUAAAACCAACAAGAAGAUGGGAUGGCCAACUAUCAUCCAAUCUACAAAGAUUCCCAACCAAAUCUUGGAUCAAACCACCAGAGACUUGAAGAGAGUACGGUUGCGUGCGAUCUCUUCCAUGCUCCAUGUUGUUAGAGGAGAGGCAACGUGCAUGGAUUAGGCGCUCAAAAACCAGUUACAAGUUGGGAAAAAGGCCUGGCUUCAUUGGCAGAUGCACAGGUGGUAUUUAUGGCUGAUUUUGCAGAGCAGCCAGAGUGUAGAGGCGGUGGCGGUGGCGGUGGCGGUGGCGUUAGAGUGGUUCUUUUAUUAUAUAUAUAUGUACAUUCAGUGCUAGAAAGAGGGAGAUAUUAAGUAUUGAAAGGGUUCCCUCAACGUUUGUUUGGUUUUCAUGGGGUGAUAUCUUUUUGAUUAUGAAGAUUUGAAAGAUAGGAUACAGAGAGAGGGGGGCUUGGAAUAAGAGAAUUGUACAGGGUGGGG
Cucurbita maxima (winter squash) is the source of this 3003-nucleotide messenger RNA. Its product is annotated as phosphatidylinositol 4-phosphate 5-kinase 1. Gene Ontology annotation, biological process: phosphatidylinositol metabolic process. NCBI's taxonomy places the organism in Eukaryota, Viridiplantae, Streptophyta, Magnoliopsida, Cucurbitales, Cucurbitaceae. The transcript has 8 exons. The record is from RefSeq and is a predicted model, not a curated record. Gene Ontology annotation, molecular function: 1-phosphatidylinositol-4-phosphate 5-kinase activity; ATP binding. Bases 216 to 2525 code for a protein of 769 amino acids.